AUGCAGUGGCAGCCUACGCCCAGCGCCCUGGUGUCGACCUUUGUCGGGCUCGACUGCUACGCGUUGUUCCAUAGCAAUCCUGCGCUCUACUGGUUCGGCGUCAACUUUAUGGGCACAUUCAGGCACACAUCUGGCAAGCUGCGCAACCCGCGGCGCAGCAGGCACAGGUUAACGUCUCGCCCACAACAACAAGCUGUGCCAGACGCAGGGCCCUCUUGUUCCACCUCGUCGUACUUCGACGGCCAGCCAUGA
Molecule: messenger RNA, 252 nt
Organism: Sporothrix schenckii 1099-18
Lineage: Eukaryota; Fungi; Ascomycota; Sordariomycetes; Ophiostomatales; Ophiostomataceae
Exons: 2
Coding region: 1-252 (83 amino acids)
Source: RefSeq, a predicted model, not a curated record